CCAGUCCUGCCUUUGGGAGUAUGAGCAUCAUUGGCUCUGGACUCUUGUUUAAAAGCACUUUGUAAAAUAAGAUAUUGUUGCACAAAGCCUGUUUCUUGAUUAGAACUGUUAAUGGAAUAAGUAAUACCGAUUGUAAAGGGUUGUAAUGAUGGUUAUAUAGAGCUUUCAUCCCAAAGGAUCCCAAAAUGCCUUACAAGCUAUAUACAGCCACAUAUGCUUCAAACUAUGAGCAUCUCAUGACAUUUGGGUAUCUUGUUAGUUUCCUGAAUUGACUUUUGGGUAUAUUGCUAGUAACUCUUUUUUGUGAGCACACGAUGGCACCGUUGAAACCAGGUAGUUUUCAGGCCUAACAGUUUGCUCCAUGAAUUUGUUCAGAGCUGAGGGGAAACAUGCGUGUGUCCUGUGUGUUGAUGCUGCAUGCCUAGUGGGAGUGUCAUAACAAAUGGUUGAGGGAAUGGCAGAAGGAGGGGACGCCGGUGCUCCGCCCAUCCAUCUGUGGGUGCGACGGGUAGGCGUCUACUGUGAUGAACGCCGUAAAACAUGGCUCGUGGCUGUGGAAGAGGAGGCAGGUACCCUGAGGGCCCGGAUUCAACGAGUUCGGGUCCCCCUGGGUGAGGCACUGCGACCCAGCCAACUUCCCCCAUCACAACUGCCUCACAUGUGGCAGCUUUCCGAGGGCGAGCAGUACAGGGAUAGUAACUCUCGCAUUUGGGAGAUACAGCACCAUCUAAUGAUCAGGGGAGUUGAGGAGCUGCUGCUUAGACUCAUGCCUGGUGAUUAACUUGGAGCGGUGCCUCUAGGAAGAUGUCCCUGUUUGUUUUGUACAAUAUAUGAUUCUCUCACCUCAGAGGUGGGAGGUGGCAGCUGUUUA
Messenger RNA from Caretta caretta (loggerhead turtle), 871 nucleotides. It is a transcript of the gene MTCP1, whose product is annotated as mature T cell proliferation 1. Lineage: Eukaryota; Metazoa; Chordata; Testudines; Cheloniidae. Gene Ontology annotation, molecular function: protein serine/threonine kinase activator activity. The record is from RefSeq and is a predicted model, not a curated record.